Molecule: messenger RNA, 2155 nt
Organism: Helicoverpa zea (corn earworm)
Lineage: Eukaryota; Metazoa; Arthropoda; Insecta; Lepidoptera; Noctuidae
Product: pyroglutamyl-peptidase 1-like
Exons: 3
Coding region: 979-1596 (205 amino acids)
Biological process (GO): proteolysis
Cellular component (GO): cytosol
Molecular function (GO): pyroglutamyl-peptidase activity
Source: RefSeq, a predicted model, not a curated record
AUAGAUUCAGGGAAAUUGAAGCAAGAUUUUUUUAUGUUUUGCCUAGGUUAACAUUUAGGAGCUUACAUUAUCAAUACAUGAUGAAUGGAUUACGUGAUCACAGAUCACACUACAAUAGAUAAUUUUGAUAAACUUUUUGUCCUGCUAUGUCGAUACUCACCUGACUGGAAAAAAAAAGUUUUUCGCGCGUAUAUUUUAGGUACUUGUGUACAUAUAUGUUUUAUUAUUAUUGACUGGCGUCACACCUGCGUAGCUUAGUUACCCGUUGCAUCAGCUCACACGGGAUUUAGUCAUUAAUUACAUCAUUAAUAUUACCUACCAACUACAUUUUCUUUCUCCCAAACUGCUUUAUCGACAGAUUUAUAAAUAUGAUAUCCCACUAAUAACAUAAAUGUAAAAGAUGAGAGCCAACACAUGUGCACCGUGCACUCACUAUUUCUUCACUCUCGCAGCCCGAUGGGACGACAAUCCGACACGACCGGAGAGAGAUGAGGCGCAGGCCCGACAACUACGUGCUCUCCAACUUCCAGACUCUGCUGUGAAAGUUUAUUUCACUCAGAAAGCGAUUUCGGGAUUCGAACCUAAGAUAUCGUGCUAUGUAUGUAGAUAGCACUAGACCAACGAGACAUAAUAGGACUGGAAUACACUGACGGGUUUCUGUGGCACUUCUUACCUCACAAUGAAUUAUCAUCCACAGUAAUAAUUAACAAAAGCUUUGGACAUUUCAAGGAAACAUACAUACGCUGGGAUUUUGCGAACUAUGUAAUAGUAUUACGGAUACUUAUACAUUUUCCCUUUGAUUAAAUUAAUUAUUGAGGAAACAUUAAUUCAUUCAUUCACUACAUUAAAAAGGGACACUUGAUGACGUAAGGAAUCACAUAAUUUAUAAGCAUGGGGUUUUUAGGCGCCAAUCAUUCGGUGUUGAAGUUUCAGGGACAGUAGACGCUUCUGCUGAGGGCCUUAUUCUAACCGUACAAGAUGUGUUUUUAUCCUAUAUUAUUUGGAAGGAAGUUUCGUGAACCUAAAAGAGUAUUAAUUACUGGUUUCGGGCCUUACCAACAUGUUCCACAUAAUCGUAGUUGGGAAGGCGUGUCGUCCAUGGACAAGAACUACAUUGAGACAAAGAAUCAAAUAAUACUGUUGAAGGAGGAAAUAGCAGUACGGUAUCUUGAUGUGGAUUUGGUAGUCCCGGCGCUGUGGCGAGCCUUCCUACCCGAUUUGACGAUCCACGUUGGCGUGGCUAACACUAAAACCUUUCGUUUAGAAACAAACGCUCGCAACACUGGUUACGAGAUAGCAGAUACUGAACAGAAAAUGCCCCGAUCCAAGGAGAUCGUGCCCGGAGGCCGUGCGAAGAUAACCACAUCUCUUGACGUGGAGUUAAUCUGCGAGGAAUUUAAUAAGAAACCACCUGCACCAGGACUGAAGGCAUCUGUUUCCCAUGAUGCUGAAUCGUAUCUCUGUGAGUACAUCUACUACACAUCGCUGUGUCGGGGCCCGGCUCUAUUCGUUCACGUUCCACCAGAAAUGUACUCGCGAGAUGAAGUAGCUCAAGGCAUUCAACGUAUCUUAGAAUUGUGUCUUAAACAUAUAUAAGUAAAGAAUAACUGAAAAAGAGCCCUGUGAAAUAUGAAAACUCAGUCACAGCUUAAUUGUCUAGUCAGAACCGCCAAAAAACAUGGAUUCAUAAGAAUUUGCGAUAUUAUCUUCUUCGUCUUGCUACGUGUAGAUAUUUAUAGCACCUACUAUGAAGCAACAAUAUCUGUUUGUAUAUUCGUCACGAGCGAAUUGAAAUGUUAUACUCACUGUACUGUUUUCAAAAAUUCUGACCAUAAGAAUGCUACUUUAUCCCUUUAUUUUAUCCGAUUACGGGAAGAAGUAUUAUUGGGAAGCGUGAAACCGCGAGUUUGUUCAUCAUAUUUUUGCUUUAUUAAUUUUCCAUUCACAUGUUUAUUGUAUUGUAAUUUGUAUAGUUUGUAGAAGCUUUUACCUAAGAUUUAUAUUGAAUAGUUUGCCAAAUAUUUAAAUUCUUAUAACUUAUUUAGGUACCUAAGUAUAAGAAGGAUCUAGGAUCCUUAUAUUAUUGCUCAAUUUAGUCAUAACACAUAAGUUUUAUAACGAAUAACAAGAGUAUGUUUUGUUAUCAAUAAAUAAU